AUGUCUUACCGCACGUACGAGGUCACUCCCGGCCAGCCAAACUCCAACUACCAGUCCGACUCGUAUGGACAGCCCCCCUCCUACAGCCAAGCUACCUCGUACAGAUCGCCCCCUUCCUACAGCCAAGCUACUUCAUACGGCCAGCCUACCACUUACGAUCGACCUGAUCCCUACGCUCAUGCUAGAGCCUACACCCAGCAGAGCUCCUACGCUCAGCCCGGUAACACAAUCAGGUAUGUCCCUUCUGUUGAAUCCAGACGGAAUGCACAGUCAACUCAGUCUGUGCACUCCACACAGAGCAUCGACCGUCGCCGCUCUAGCGAUAAUGAGCCCCUGAUGAUCCGUCGUCAACGUCGUAUUGACGAAAUCGCAGACAACCUCCCUCUCCGCACAAGACGCAUGUAUCCACAGACUGCGCAGAACAUUUACAGACAAGACCUGGUCUUCGACCACACUUCACACUGUCGUGACUACGACGGUCGCUUCUACUGCUAUUGCGGUCACAGAACUUCUCAACAACACAGGAGUAUCUUGCACGCCACCAGCGUCCAUUACGCUCCCACGCCUUACGUCUGCCCUGCCUGUGGCGUUCAUUGCCCUCGCGGUUUGUACCAGUACAAUGCUCAUCUGCAGGAGUAUCAUCCUGAACUUGUCCAGCAUGCUGCUCUGCAGUACCGCAAUGAUCGCUUCAUUCGCCGCGAUGGAUCUUACUACAACUAA
Aureobasidium musti is the source of this 720-nucleotide messenger RNA. NCBI's taxonomy places the organism in Eukaryota, Fungi, Ascomycota, Dothideomycetes, Dothideales, Saccotheciaceae. The record is from the annotation of a GenBank genome assembly.